AGAGAGUCGCUCGGCUCUCUCGCACAUUGUGUCUUUACCGGUUCGACGCUGUCGUGUUGUUUUCAGUCUCACUCUGUACCGUCAUGUCUGCUCAUUCUGCUGAAGAUCCGUUCCCUUUUCACGGGCUGCUUCCGAAAAAAGAGACUGGCGCUGCCUCGUUCCUCACUAAAUUCCCAGAGUACGAUGGCCGAGGGGUGCUUAUCGCGAUCCUCGACACCGGGGUGGACCCAGGGGCCCCGGGCAUGCAGACCACAACAGAUGGGAAACCCAAGAUUGUGGACAUCAUCGACACGACUGGGAGCGGCGAUGUGAACAUGUGCACUGUGGCGGAGGUGAAGGACGAGGUCGUGACCGGACUGACGGGACGCACACUCAAAAUUCCUGCUGCUUGGGUGAAUCCAUCUGGGAAGUAUCACAUUGGAAUAAAGAACGGUUAUGAUUUUUUCCCUAAAGCUCUCAAAGAGAGAAUACAGAAAGAGCGUAAGGAGAAGCUGUGGGAUCCAGCACAUAGAGCGGCUCUCGCUGAGGCCAGUCGCAGGAUCGAAGAGUUCGACCAGACUCACCCAAACCCAUCACAGAUGGAGAAACUACAGAAGGAGGAACUACAGUGUCACGUGGAGCUGUUAGGAAGCCUGGAGAAGAAGUACAGUGAUCCAGGGCCGGUUUAUGACUGUAUAUCUUGGCACGACGGUGUCACAUGGAGAGCUGUGGUGGACACUUCUGAGACUGGAGACCUGUCGUCCUGCUCUGUCCUGAGCCCAUAUCGAGAGAGACAGGAAUAUGCCACACUGGGAUACGCAGAGAUGCUCAAUUACUCCAUAAACAUCUAUGACGAGGGAAACACUCUGUGUAUUGUCACCAGUGGAGGAGCUCAUGGGACACACGUUGCUAGCAUUGCAGCGGGUCACUUCCCUGAUGAGCCCGAGCGAAAUGGUGUCGCUCCAGGGGCUCAGAUCCUGGCUGUGAAGAUCGGAGACACCCGCCUCAGCACCAUGGAGACAGGCACCGGCCUCAUACGAGCUAUGAUUGAAGUCAUAAACUAUAAGUGUGACCUUGUGAACUACAGUUACGGGGAGGCAACACACUGGCCGAACUCAGGGAGAAUCUGUGAGAUCAUCACAGAAGCUGUACAGAAGUAUAAUGUGUUGUUUGUCUCGAGCGCUGGGAAUAACGGCCCGUGUCUGUCCACUGUGGGCUGCCCCGGAGGAACCACCAGCAGUGUGAUCGGUGUUGGUGCUUACGUCACUCCUGAUAUGAUGGUGGCCGAAUACUCACUGAGAGAGAAGCUUCCUCCGAACCAGUACACAUGGUCAUCCCGCGGACCCAGUACGGACGGAGCUCUGGGCGUCAGCAUCAGCGCACCUGGAGGAGCCAUCGCCUCCGUACCCAACUGGACGCUACGUGGCACACAGCUGAUGAACGGCACCUCCAUGUCCUCUCCGAAUGCCUGCGGAGGGAUUGCUCUUGUGCUCUCAGGUCUGAAGCAGAACGACGUGCGGCCCACAGUGCCAGCGGUCCGCAGGGCUCUGGAGAACACUGCUCUGAAAGUGGACGAUAUAGAGGUGUUUGCACAGGGCCACGGCAUCAUCCAGGUGGAGCGGGCGUUCGACUACCUCAUGCAGCAUGCAUCGCUGCCUACCAGUAGCCUCGGCUUCACGGUGACCGUAGGAACACAGCGAGGCAUCUACCUCAGGCAGCCGACCCAGGUCACUGCACCAUCUGAUCAUGGGGUCGGCAUCGAGCCUGUGUUUCCUGAGAACACAGAGAACUCGGCCCGUAUCUUGCUGCAGCUGCAUCUGGCUCUCGUCUGCAACGCUGCCUGGGUUCACUGUCCAUCACACCUGGAGCUCAUGAAUCAGUGCCGCCACGUCAACAUCCGCAUUGACCCGCAGGGCCUGCGAGAGGGUCUGCACUACACUGAGGUGUGUGGAUACGACACGUCUGCUCUCAGCGCCGGGCCUCUCUUCAGAGUUCCUAUAACAGUCAUAAUCCCUGCGAAAGUAGCAGACAGUCGCAAUCAAGAGAUUACGUUCACAGACGUCCACUACAGACCAGGACAGAUCCGCCGCCAUUUCAUUACCGUCCCUCAAGGAGCAUCAUGGGCAGAAAUCUCAUUAACGUCUCACUCUGGAGAUGUGUCGUCAAAGUUUGUCCUGCAUGCAGUUCAUCUGGUGAAGCAGCGAGCGUAUCGAGCCAAUGAGUUUUAUAAGUUCUCAUCUCUGCUCGAGAAAGGCUCACUCACAGAGGCUUUUCCUGUGCUGCCAGGACGGACUUUGGAACUCUGCGUUGCUCGCUGGUGGGCGAGUCUCGGUGACGUCACCAUUGAUUAUGUUAUUUCCUUCCACGGGCUGGUGACAUCACCCUCUCCUCUUCAUAUUCAUGCCUCUGAAGGGAUUUCAAGUUUUGAGGUUUGUUCUCCGUUGAGAUAUGAAGAUGUUUCUCCAACAAUCACAAUGAAGAACUGGGUCCAGCCUCUCAGGCCUGUAAGUGCUAAAAUAAAACCCCUUGGUGCUAGAGAUGUGUUACCAAACAACAGACAGCUCUAUGAGAUCGUUCUCACGUAUAAUUUCCAUCAGCCUAAGAGUGGCGAGGUGACCCCCAGCUGUCCGCUGCUGUGUGAGUUAUUAUACGAGUCUGAGUUUGACAGUCAACUCUGGCUCCUGUUUGACCAGAACAAGAGACUCAUGGGCUCUGGAGACGCCUACCCACACCAGUACUCUCUGAAGCUGGAGAAGGGUGACUACACGGUGCGUCUGCAGGUGCGUCACGAGCAGCAGAGUGAGCUGGAACGCUUGAAGGACCUGCCGUUCAUCGUGUCUCACCGUCUGUCCAACACGCUUUCGCUGGACAUCUAUGAGACGCACCGCGCUGCCAUGCUGUCCAAGAAGAAGGCCAACUCCUUCACGUUGAGUCCCAGUGCGACACAGCCCUUCUACAUCACUGCCCUGCCCGACGACAAGAUACCUAAAGGUGCUGGUCCAGGCGGGUACAUCACUGGCUCUCUGGUUCUGCCCAAGAGUGAGUUCGGCAAAAAAGCAGGACAAGCAUCAGCCAAACGACAAGGAAAAUGUAAAAAGGAUAUGGUGCCAGUCUUUUACCACCUGGUUCCAGCUCCUAACAAAAACAAGAAUGGGAAAGAGAAGGAGAAGGAUGCAGAGAAGGAGAAAGACGUGAAGGACGAGUUCACUGAAGCACUGCGAGACCUGAAGAUCCAGUGGAUGACCAAGUUGGAUAACAGCUUGUUGUAUGAGGAGCUGAAGGAGGUGUUCUCCACACACCUGCCAUUGCACGUUCAGAGACUCCAUCAACUGGACUCAGAGAAGGAGCGUUUGAAGCGCCUGCCAGAGAUCGCUGCUGCAGCGGAUACAGUGCUGUCACACAUCGACCAGACGGCACUGGCGGUCUACCUCACCAUGAAGACGGACCCGCGGCCAGAUGCUGCCUCCAUUAAGAGUGACAUGGAGAAGCAGAAGGUGUCUCUGCUAGAUGCUCUCUGCAGGAAGGGCUGUGCUCUAGGGGAUCAGCUGAUGCAGCCAGCAGCACAAGAGGGCGCCAGCGCAGGUGAGGUGGGCAGCUCUGAUGACGAGCCGCAGAGCGUGGCCAAAGCAUUGACUGACACCUUCUGGGAGGUGCAGAAGUGGGCUGAGCUCACUGACUCUAAGGUUUUAACAUUUUCCUACAAGCAUGCGUUAGUAAACAAAAUGUACGCAAGAGCCUUGAAGUACGCUACUAAGAUUGUCGAGGAGAAACCCAGCAAAGACAACUGGAAGAACUGCAUACAGCUGAUGCGUUCUCUGGGCUGGAUGCACUGUGUCUCGUACACCGAGAACUGGCUGCCCAUCAUGUACCCGUCUGACUACACGCCCUUCUAAUGUCCUUUCGUGUGACACACACACACAGACACACACACACACACACACACACACACACACACACACACACACACACACAGACAGUUGUUUUAAUGCCUUCUGGAAACCAUCAAGAACCAAGCACCUCACAUCACAUGGUCCUUCAUGGACCCCAUAAUGCCUUCCUGUGUGGAUCACAGCACUGAACAAACAGUUCUCAUCCUACAGCUUGAAUCUUUAUCGGUGUAUUUCACUUGGAUUUUUCAUCCUACUCAAAUGACGCUUCAGUGUUCGUCUUCGCUUUAGGGAACUUGUAUAAAACCUGCAUUAUGUUGUUUGGAAUUUGAUUACUGGGCAUUUGCUUGGUGGACAUUUUUCCCCUCAACAACAAUAACGGUUUCGGUUAAACUUCAGAUGAACUGCUGAAUACAGAUAAUGUCAAGGCAAUAUGAUGGACAUCCAGUGGAGUUCUGUGGGUGAAACGUCCAGCUCUGUUUCACCAUAGAAUCAAAGGAAAAAUAUUUUUAAUUUUUGUUUUGUGAUUGACCCUUAUAUAUGUCAAAUGUAUGCAUGUUUUAUAAAGACACAAGGGUCAUGUUCAUGGCUUUCAAUAUUGUGCCGUUCUGAAGAAAGUCAUAGCUCGUUUGAUUGAAAGUCAUUCAAGUUUUUUUUUUAUUCUGAGCCUGGACUCAAAUGUAUUUCUGAAUUUGUUGUUUUGGUGUACAAGUGAAAAAGAGAUUGUAACUUUCUUUUAGAGUUUAAAUGUGUGCACUUCUCUUGUGUUCAUUAAGGGUUUAGACAUUGAAAGCGGGUCAUCUCUAUUUUCCUUUGUGAAGGGGGAUGUUUGAAAGUAAGAAACAAAACCAGCAAUUCAUGCCACAAUUUUUCACUAGUACACGGUGUAAAAGGAACCAUUACUUCCAGAAGAUACGUAAUUUCACACUAACUCAGAGGGCUUUUGCAUUGGCUUGGAAAUGCAUUUUUGGCAUGAUCUUCCCCCAGUUUCUUCAGUUUUCUAUCAUGUGUGUUUGUGUUGUUUGUUGAUGUUCAGGGCUCAGGUGUCUUGAAUGGCAGGUUCUUAAAAAAUGGCCUUAAAUAUUCACAAUCUUCAAACCCCAUCCACCUCUGCAUUUCUUCAGGAAAUAUCACAUUAUUCUGGAUCAAAAACCCUUGAAUAUCUUCAUAUAUAUAUAUAUUUAUGGAUGUCUUGUAUUUAUAAAGUAUAAAUGAAUACUAGGUAAUGCCAAUAUUUUAAAGUCAUUUUAUUUCACACAUAGAAUAGGUAGGUGUUAUUUUAUAUCCAUUACUCCUCGUGAGAUAUUUCAAAAGUAAUAGCCGGUUAUUUUGUUAAGUUAAUGUGCUGAACAAUGUAUUUGAUGAAGAUUCUGAAUAAAAUUAUCUGGAACUGA
Messenger RNA from Carassius carassius (crucian carp), 5260 nucleotides. It is a transcript of the gene tpp2, whose product is annotated as tripeptidyl peptidase 2. Gene Ontology annotation, biological process: proteolysis. The transcript is spliced from 29 exons. The record is from RefSeq and is a predicted model, not a curated record. Gene Ontology annotation, cellular component: cytosol. Lineage: Eukaryota; Metazoa; Chordata; Actinopteri; Cypriniformes; Cyprinidae. Gene Ontology annotation, molecular function: tripeptidyl-peptidase activity; serine-type endopeptidase activity. Bases 84 to 3872 code for a protein of 1262 amino acids.